This is a messenger RNA of Trypanosoma grayi, 786 nucleotides long. RefSeq lists its product as hypothetical. The record is from RefSeq and is a predicted model, not a curated record. Lineage: Eukaryota; Euglenozoa; Kinetoplastea; Trypanosomatida; Trypanosomatidae. The transcript has a single exon. Bases 1 to 786 code for a protein of 261 amino acids.
AUGCUGCGCGGGUCCUCUUGCUGUCUGGCAAAGCGAUUUCGCUACAACACAAAGUAUCCGUCAUUGGUGUCAUACAACAAAUUGCCAUGGGAACUGCUCAACCACGAGACGCCGGAAUUCCACAUGCAUGUAGCGCCGCACUACGAGCAGGUUCUCUCUCUCGCCACGUCGACACAGGUGCCACAUCUCAUUAGCAAACAACACCUGGACGUGCCACCGGAACACCGCCUGCGGCUCCUUCCGGGGAUGCUGUACGUCUUGGAGGGCGACGUGCUACCGGCGGGAUUCAGUGAUAGGCGCGUACUUGACCCGACGGCGCUGCAGUACUACGGGCGUAUCGACAGCACUGUUGCGUCGGUUGUAGCGGUACGGAUGCUGAUAUCGGACGACCUUCGGCUGCUUUGCAACAGCGUCACACUGCGGUGGCCGCCACGGCUACCAGUUGCGCCACACGCUGCUCUGGCGUCGUUGCAGCAAGCCGAUGCGAAUGCGACCUUCACGCUUUUUCAUUACGUGCGACCGAAUAGGCCUCCGAGUGAGCUGCAGUUGGAGAAGUAUUACAUCCACGUCCCACACACCACGGCUCUGGAUGAGUUUUCAGCUUCUAACCCCAGCGGCAGCUCGUGGGAGCCGCGGCUGCAGGCGCCCAAGCGCAGCACUCGUGUGACACCGCUUCCUGCAUACCGACCACCACAGAGUUACUUGAUGGGGCUCGCGGAACGUCUCGCAGUUGUGCCCGGAAGCAGCUUCGGUCGUCGCUCGCUGAUGUGGGGCCACUGGUUUUAG